AUGUCCAAGUCUGUCAAGCGUUCCAGAAAGGGUGAACCUAAAGUACCAUUGGACGAGAAUUCUCCUGUCAUCCAGGCAUUUAGACUGUACCAGUCAGAGCUGGAUACAAGGCACGACAAACAUGAACGCCUUGUCAAGAUCAGCAGAGACAUCACCAUAGACAGCAAGAGGACGAUCUUCCUACUCCAGAGAGUGGCAGGGUCAGACUCUGAAUCCCAAGUGUUGGAUGAGGCUGCAGAAAAACUCGAGCAGAUACAGAAAACCAAGUUUGUCUUGAUAGCCGAAGAAUUACAGCAUGAAGACCCAUACAGAUUCAUUCGGGCAUACUCCCCAGGUCUACAGGAAUAUAUUGAAGCAGUUUCAUUUUUCAACUACAUAAAGAGCAAGAAGUUGGUAUCCUUAAAGGCAAUUCAGCAGGAUCUGAUUUUUCCUAAAAAUAGUGACAAAGGACAACCUUGUGAUCCAGAGAACCAAGCAGAAAAGGUCCAAUCACAGGAGUCUAACAGCACUACUAGCCAAUCAGAACAAACAGGUACAAUUGAAGUCCAUGUUCCACCGAUAGAAUACAUGCUCGGUGUGGCUGAUCUCACUGGGGAGCUGAUGCGAUUGGCCAUCAAUAGUGUCGGAGCGGGAAAUCUUGACAUUCCAUUUGAAGUGUGUGAUUUCUUGAGAAAAAUGCAGUCAGGAUUUCAAUCAUUCAGUUAUGUUUCCAGGGAUGUGAAAAGGAAACUUCAAACACUGAAUCAAAGUCUGCGGAAGGUAGAGACAGCGUGCUAUACCCUAAAGGUGCGUGGGUCGGAGAUCCCUAAACAUAUGCUGGUGGAUGUCCUGAGCUCGCCCUUCAGCGACAUUCACAUGUACACUGAUGACCAGUCAAUGGAUGAAUAGUCUCCAUGGAUGUUUAGUACAAAUGUGAUCUGUCUUGAAGUAUUGUUUAUUCUGGAAUAAAAUGUUGAACUUUUCCCUAGAAGAA
Messenger RNA from Mizuhopecten yessoensis (Yesso scallop), 973 nucleotides. Its product is annotated as translin-associated protein X-like. The record is from RefSeq and is a predicted model, not a curated record. The coding region runs from base 1 to 888 and encodes 295 amino acids. Gene Ontology annotation, molecular function: RNA binding; sequence-specific DNA binding; RNA endonuclease activity. Gene Ontology annotation, cellular component: cytoplasm; nucleus. NCBI's taxonomy places the organism in Eukaryota, Metazoa, Mollusca, Bivalvia, Pectinida, Pectinidae. The transcript has 4 exons.